This is a messenger RNA of Hyla sarda, 6757 nucleotides long. RefSeq names its product lymphocyte antigen 75 (gene LY75). Lineage: Eukaryota; Metazoa; Chordata; Amphibia; Anura; Hylidae. Gene Ontology annotation, cellular component: plasma membrane; signaling receptor complex. The coding region runs from base 255 to 5390 and encodes 1711 amino acids. The transcript has 35 exons. The record is from RefSeq and is a predicted model, not a curated record. Gene Ontology annotation, molecular function: signaling receptor activity.
CAUGACUUGUAGAAUCCCCAGAGAGGCUGCGGGAGGCGCUCUAAGAACUCCCCGGGAGAUUACGCAGGGCUGAGGAAUUACCUACAUAGCAACUGCUGACGCGUUUCGUGCAGCCAAUCAGAAAAUCCGUGCGGCCGCCGGGCUGUCAGCGCUGUGUAAACGGAGAGGGCGGGGACACGCAGUCCGGGAGGAGGAGGAGGGUGUAGUCCGCUUGGUGUCUGUUGUUGUGAGUGGUGCGGUCGGGUGGGAUUAUUAUGGGAGCCGGGUGGGUGCAGCAGCUGCUGUGCCUGGUGCUGACGCUGUGGACGGCGGUACCAGGCUCUGCCUCGUCCCGGCACGGAGUGCACACCUUUGAAAUUCUCCAUGUUCUUUCCGGUAAGUGCCUUACAGCGGAGAAUGACCGCCUAUCAAUGGGAAAUUGCUCACAGACUAAUAAUUCGGUCUGGACAUGGGGCUCCAGUCAUCGCCUCUUCAGCCUGGGAUCCCAAAAGUGCCUUGGAGUCGACCUUUUUAAACCUCAGGAUUCCCUGAAGCUGGUUCCAUGUGACUCCACGCUAAUGUUGUGGUGGCUUUGCGAAGGUCGCGGUAUAAGCGGGGCCUCCGGAUAUGGACUAAUUGUAAAGAACGGAACGAUAACUGCAGCAGUGAAGACCAAAGAUGAAUGGAGUCAGAACGGCAAACCUGAAGCAAUAUGUGAUGUUCCGUACCAUGUUGUGUACACGACGGGUGGGAAUUCUAAUGGAAAACCCUGUGAAUUUCCUUUCCUUCACGAGGGGAACUGGUAUAAUGACUGUAUCUAUGACGCUGCCGAAAAUAAGGAGUGGUGCGUGACGUCUCAAAACUUUGAUGACAACGUCCUUGUGGGGGACUGCUUAAAACCAGUGAACGGCUGUCUUGGCACCUGGAAUCAGAGUUUGGCGCUCCAGCAUUGCUACCAGUUCAAUGUUAACUCCGUCCUGAAGUGGAAGGAAGCGUAUAGAUCUUGUCAGAGCCAGGGUGCCGAUUUACUGAGCAUAUCCGGUCCUGAAGAGUUGGAGUACAUUGUCGAAACUGAAGGUCUCCCAGAUUCCAUAUGGAUUGGCCUUAAUCGCCUAGAAAGCAGUGGUGGCUGGCAGUGGUCAGAUAAUAGCCCCUUGAAUUUUAUCAAGUGGGAUAAAGAUAUCUCUGCGUUUUCACUAAUUGAUGGGUCAAGUUGUGGAAAGCUGGAUGUGAACUCGGGUCAAUUUGAGAUCUUUCCUUGCGAUGCCGCACUGCCGUAUGUUUGCAAGAAGAGCUUAAAUGAGACAAAAGCAGAGCCUGUGGAUUAUUGGCAUUACUCUGAAACGGAGUGCACUGCAAACUGGACGGCAUACAAUGGAUUUUGUUAUGUGUCCCAAGAGGCCAUGACGUGGCAGGAAGCAGAACUUUCCUGUAGUAAGGAGAAUGCAAGUUUAAUAAGCCUUCAUUCUCUGGCAGAUAUUGAACUUGUGGUGACAAAGUUUCAAAAAGAAAAUGAAAAUAUCUGGUCUGGGUUCCAGAGCGAGUCGGUCACACCGCUUUUUAAGUGGUCUGAUGGAACGGAAGCGCAGUUCACAUACUGGGAUCAAAAUGAACCAUUACCUCCAUUUAAUGUGACUCCAAACUGUGUGUCCUUUUCAGGACAGACCGGUCGCUGGCAUGUGAGAAAUUGUUCGGAGACAUUGAAGUCCGUCUGCAGGAAGCCUGGUGUGGUAAAGAACGCCACCAACUCUGACUCGGGAUGUCCUCAAGAUAAGAACUGGAGGAAGCAUGGAGAAUACUGCUAUCUCUUUAACACGACUGAAGUGUUAUUUGAGGCGCGCUGCAACCUUAUUAUUACAAACAGGUUUGAGCAAGAAUUCCUGAACUCCUUAAUAAGAAAGCAAAGUAACAUUGAAGGGAAAUAUUUCUGGACGAGCUUAAGGGAUGCGAACGGGACUGGAGAUUACUAUUGGGAGACUGCGGACGGAACAAAAGACCCCACCUAUUCCAACUGGAACACCCACCAGCCAGCAUUAGCCGGGGGAUGUGUUGCUUUGGCCACUGGAGAAUCUCUCGGGAAAUGGGAGGUGAAAGACUGCAAAACUUUCAAAGCUUUGUCUAUCUGCAAGAAAAGGAUUGGAGAAACAAAAGAGGAAGAGCCCCCCAAACCUCCCCCCACCACGUGUCCUGAGGGCUGGAAGCCUGGAUCAGACCUCUACUGCUACAAACUGUUUCAUAAAGAGAGACUUCUGAGGCAGAGGACUUGGGCAGAAGCCGAGGGAAUUUGUGAAGAGUUUGGCGGCCAUCUUGUCAGUUUUUCACAUAUGGAAGACAUGAACAACUUGUAUUCAUUUCUAAAAUCUUUAUUGGGUAUCAGUAAUACACGGUGGGUCUGGCUGGGCUUAAAUAAAAGAAAUCUGGGAAAUUGGGAAUGGAGUGAUGGCCAUCCAAUCUCCUCUACAGUGCUGAGUGAGAUUCAGGAAGAUGACUAUUCUUUCCGGGACUGUGCUGCUUUUGAGAUUAAUGUACCAAAGCGAUCGUACUGGAUGGGGAUUAUGGACCUAUCUUAUGCUGAAACAAAUUUUAGACUAAAACCUUUCCACUGUGAUGCACAGCUUGAUUGGGUGUGCCAGGUUCCUAAAGGUACAACUCUGAGAACUCCAGAAUGGUAUCAACCAGAUUGGAAACAAAAAAUGGGUCCUGCAGUUAUCAUCGAAGGUGGCGAAUAUUGGUUUGUGUCGAAUCCCAAACUUACCUACAAAGAAGCUGCCUUCUAUUGUGCCAGUAAUGGCAGUGAAUUGGCAACUAUAGACUCUCUUUCUGCUAUGAAAAACAUACAAGAGCAAUUGCAAAAACAGUCAUCAUCUAAGUUUCUGGCAUUAUUGCAAAACUGGUGGAUUAAGUCAUCCGACUUCAGAGGUUACCAUCCGUUUGUGCUUUAUCGAGUGAUUGGCGCAGGUGCCAGGGAGUGCCACAGUAUUUCAGGUUUCAGCCAUUUUCCAGACCAAUUCAAACCGGCAAAUUGCUAUGAGAAGCUUCCGUUCAUAUGUAGAAGUCAGAACAUUUCUCUCCUGGAAAUAGUGACGACCAAAGUAGUGAACUCUUCUGGAAGCUGCCCACCGUCAAUGACAUUGUUUGGAAACAAGUGCUUUUUAAAAGUUCCUGACAAGAACCUAACGUUCUCUGAAGCAUCUCAGUACUGCAACACAUUUGGGGGCACUCUUCCUACAAUUUCAAACCAGCACGAGCAAGAUUUUAUCACCUAUUUGAGUAUAAACUUGAAAACGAAAUUCUGGAUUGGUCUUAGACUUGCCCUGAACGCUCACAAGAACACUUGGGUCGAUGGCACUGAUGUCACAUAUGUCAACUUCCAUCCGAUAUUACAAGGAAGACUGAAGAGGUUUCAGUAUGAUCAUUUUAACCAGGAGAAAAAUCAGCAAUGUGUGUUUUUCCUGAACGAUCCCAAAUCGUCAUUCAUUGGAGCCUGGGACUUCACAGCUUGUUCAGACCAGCAGUAUGUGACAAUCUGCCAAAGAAAUGCAGAUAAGAGCAACACAAGUACACAACUUGUGACACUAGAAGAGCUAGAGUACGAACGGCGAAAGUAUAAAUUCAUUCAGAAAAAUAUGACCUGGUACGAAGCUUUGUUCGAAUGUAAAAACAGCAACAUGGAGCUGGUCAGUAUAACAGAUCAGUACCAGCUCUCCUUCAUCUCUACCACUGUCAGCCAAGUGGGUCAGCCCAUGUGGAUUGGACUCUCUAGCCAUGAUGAUGGUAUACACUACAGAUGGCAGGAUGGGAGCUUGGUUACUCUGAAUCGAUGGUCAGAAGAAAGUCAAGAGGAGGAUUGCACCUAUGUUGCUCUCGAUGGGAUGUGGAAAACAAAGAGCUGUGAUAUUCAACUACCCGGGGCAAUUUGUCACGUUCCUCCAGAAAAGCCUGCAAAUAAGACACAGGACAACCACACUGACUGUCCUCACAGGAUCGGGGACAAUGUAUGGAUCCCAUACAGAAACAGCUGUUAUACUUUUCUUUUAACACACAAAAGAUGGAUGUCAAGUGGGACAAGAUAUAUUUGCCACACUGUCCACCCGGACGCCUAUGUCUUGAGCAUCAGAGAUGAGGAGGAAAAUGCCUUUGUCUCUAGUCAUCUCCAGCCAUACGCUGACCUGGCCCGGUGGGUUUGGCUGGGACUUCUGUAUGAUAACAGCGCCAAUGGUUUUCGCUGGCACGAUGAGACCUUUGUACGAUACUCCAACUGGAGAGACGGGCGACCAGCCGUGACAAAUGACAGCUUUUAUGCCGCAAUGAGAAUUGAUGGCUUUUGGGAUAUUUAUUCCAAUCCUAAGGAUUUUCAGCUUUUAUACCUUCAGCAACACUCUAUUGUGGCCUGCAAAAUUGAAAAAGGUUCUAAAGAAGAUUACAUUUCACCCAUGCCGACAGUAAUACCCUAUUCUAACUCUUCAUACUUUGUUCUGAAAAAGAAGCUUACAUGGUUUGAAGCAGCGAGGGAAUGCAAGCAGAAGGACGCUUACCUGGCCAGUGUACACAGUGAACACCACCAAUUGUUUCUGGAGCAUAUUGUCAGGCAGGAUGGGUUUGAAGCGUGGAUCGGACUGUGGAACAAUGACGGAACAACUAUGGAGUGGUCGGACGGUACCGAACUUGACUAUGUACCUCAGGAAUUUGGCAAUGAACUAAUUCCCGGAAACUGCACAUAUCUCAAUCGUAAAGGAGACUGGAACACGAAGAGGUGUAACGAGACUCUGAACGGUGCAAUAUGUUAUAAAUCUGCAAUGCAGUUAAAGUUUUCUAGCGAAGACGAGCUGUGCCCCAAAACACCAGGCACAGGGCGCUGGGUCCGUCACAAGGAUUUCUGCUAUGGCUUUGAUGUGACAAUUUACAACUACACCGUCUAUAACAACAUGGAGGCCAGCACAAUGUGUCAGACUGUGGAUCCCACCUCCACAUUGCUGACUAUAAAUGACGAAGAGGAAAAUGCCUUUGUUAGCAGAUCCCUGGACAAUGAUCCGUAUGUUACCAGACGAAUUUGGCUUGGAGUAAAUUCCAGUAUGACUGGUCUGAAGUCAGUGUGGCUCGAUGGCUCCCCUGUGCAUUAUACAAACUGGGGGUCUGCACAGAAAGAACAAGUGGGCCCUUGUGUUAUAUUGUCACCCCAGACAGGAACGUGGAGUAAAGUACCGUGUGCACCCGGUCAAGGAAGAGUUGUCUGCAAAGCACCUCUGAGAUCCAGUGGAGCAGUGGCUGCCAUCGCGUUUGCAGUGUCUGUGAUUGUCGUUCUCCUCAUCGGAUCUCUCGUCUAUCUCUAUAGAAAGAAAAGUCCUUUCUUCUCUUCGGUUCGGUAUCAGCGCGCAGAGGAUCAGAUGGAGUCCAUGAUCGACUAUUCUUAGGACUGUCGAUAAACCUUUUACUUGCAUUUUUAUUUUGCACAAAUUUUUUAUUGCUGCAUUUUACUGUUAUUUUAUUUAGUCUGUUCUUCAACAGAUUUAAGUUUUUGUUUGUUGUGGAAGACUACUAUGAACCCAAAUAAUGGUGUGUUAGGAGUUUUUUGGACACCUAAUAAGUUUUAAUAAUAAUUUUUCUCUCCAAGCCAAAUUAAAAAUGUUCCGGUUGUUGUUAGAAUUAGAUUUUUUAUAUAUAUUGAAGGUGUUUUAGCAUUUUUGUUAACUUGCAGACGAAUGUUUGGGAGGAGUUCUAAAUUUGUAUGGUACAGUUGGGUAAAAAUUCAGAAGAUUUAAAGUCAUUUAACAGCUUAUCCUGAGGAACAAUAUAUCUGCACCUCAUCCUCUGGUAGUCCGAGCAGCUGUUUGUACUCUAGAGCAGAUCUUCAUAUUCAUUCCUGUAAGAGUCGACAUGAUGCAUCCCUAUCUAAUUUGGAAAGGUAGAAUGUCGCCCAAUCUUGAAUUUCGGCUGUGAAAUGUUCCGCCACGGAAAUUCCACAGUUUGACCAGUAUAGCAGAAUCCUGUUGGAAACAAUGGGACCCUGCUACAAGCGGAUACUUAGCAGUGUGGACUGGCCCUAACAAAGAAAACUUAAGUACUACAAGUGCACGGUCAACUGUUAGAGGGCCUUCAAGUGGAAACUUGCAAUAAAAGUCCAGCAUAAAGGAAACUUGCUCUUUUUCUACUUUAUUACAUUUAAAUUUUUUUAUAAAAAUGCUUACAAUUGCAUGGAACACAGGAAUGAGGUACUACGCGUUUUGGCUUCCAUGCCUUAAUCAUAGAUCUUCUAUGAUUAAGGCAUGGUAGCCGAAAUGCGCCGGCUUUACAAUUGCAUGGAAACACAGGAAUAAAAUCUUUGUUGCAAAAAAUUCCAUAAAACAAAGAGCAGGUUUCCGUUUUGCUGGACUUUUUUUUAAAUGCAAAAAUAAAGCAUGGCGCAAUUCCUAAAUGCAACAAGAUCCCUUUUUCAGUUUGAGACCUUCCUUUGAAUACAGUGGAAGAUCUAUCCCCCGAGGGCUACCUGUUUUUCCAACAAACCAAAUACAAAUACUCGGCAAAGAAUAUGAAGUGCAGAUAUUUUGGUCACAUAUAUCUUUGUUAGUGAAAUUCCAUUAAUCCACCAUGUGAUAAUCGAGCAUAUGUUUUUAAUAAAGCUGCUGUACUACGUAAAACCAUACAAAAGCAGAAGACUGACCAGAGAGAUUUAGAAGAUUGCUCAGAAUAAAAAGGGAAUAUUACAUUUUGGGGAAUAUUACAUUUUGUUUUAACAUUAGGGGAGAUUUAUCAAAACCGGUGUAGAGGAAGAGCGUUGCAG